AUGGCCGAGCGGGGCCGCCCCGGCCUGGCCGGGCCCGCGCCCGGCGCGCUCAACACGCCCGUGCCCAUGAACCUGUUCGCCACCGGGGAGGUGGACGGCUCCAGCCCCAGCUGCGUGCCCAGGUUGUGCAGCCUGACCCUAAAGAAGCUGGUGGUGUUCAAGGAGCUGGAGAAGGAGCUCAUCUCCCUGGUGAUCGCCGUCAAGAUGCAGGGCUCCAAGCGAGUUCUGCGCUCCCACGAGAUUGUGCUGCCCCCCAGUGGACAAGUGGAGACGGACCUGGCACUGACGUUCUCACUGCAGUACCCUCACUUCCUGAAAAGAGAAGGCAACAAACUUCAGAUCAUGCUGCAGCGGAGAAAGCGGUACAAGAACCGUACCAUCCUGGGCUACAAGACUCUGGCCGCAGGCUCCAUCAACAUGGCUGAGGUGAUGCAGCACCCGUCCGAGGGCGGCCAGGUGCUGGGUCUGUGCAGCGGCAUCAAGGAGGCCACCGUCAAGGUCGCCGAGAUCUGGAUCUUCUCCCUAUCCAGCCAGCCUAUCGACCACGAGGAUGGUGCCAUGCACACUGGCCCCAAGGCCAAGUCCACGGACAACUACUCUGAGGAAGAGUACGAGAGCUUCUCCUCGGAGCAGGAGGCCAGCGACGAUGCCGUCCAGGGGCAGGAUCUGGACGAGGAUGACUUCGAUGUGGGGAAGCCCAAGAAGCAACGGCGAUCGAUAGUAAGAACGACGUCCAUGACCAGGCAACAGAACUUCAAGCAGAAAGUUGUGGCCUUGCUGCGGAGGUUUAAAGUAUCGGAUGAGGUGCUGGACUCGGAGCAGGACCCUGCUGAACAAGUCCCCGAGGUAGAGGAGGACCUGGACCUCCUGUAUGACACACUGGACAUGGAGAACCCCAGUGACAGUGGCCCUGACAUGGAGGAUGACGACAGUGUCCUCAGCACCCCAAAGCCAAAGCUCAGGCCGUACUUUGAGGGCCUGUCUCACUCCAGCUCGCAGACCGAGAUCGGUAGCAUCCACAGCACUCGGAGCCAGAGGGGGCCACCCAGCCCCGCUGAGGUGCCUGAGAAGACAAGGCCCCUGGGCGGCCGACAGUUGAGCGAGAGUGUCUCCGACCCAACAGCCCACAGCACACCCGUGCGGGAACAGCCCAGGCCACCAGAGGACAGCCCGGAAGCCGAAGUCUCCACGCUGGAUGCGUUCACUGAGAGGCUGCCGCCAAGCGGGAAGAUCACCAAGACGGAGUCACUCAUCAUCCCCUCCACCAGGUCCGAGGGGAAGCAGGCCGGCCGCCGGGGCCGAAGCACGUCCCUGAAGGAACGGCAGCCAGCACGGCCACAAAAUGAGCGGGCCAAUAGCCUAGACAAUGAGCGUUGCCCAGAUACCCGGAGCCAGCUGCAGAUCCCCAGGAAGACCGUGUAUGACCAGCUCAACCACAUCCUGAUCUCUGACGACCGGCUCCCAGAGAAUAUCAUACUCGUCAACACCUCCGACUGGCAGGGCCAGUUCCUCUCCGACGUGCUGCAGCGACACACACUGCCCGUGGUCUGCACCUGCUCCUCGGCCGAUGUCCAGGCCGCCUUCAGCACCAUCGUCUCACGCAUACAGAGAUACUGCAAUUGCAAUUCCCAGCCCCCGACCCCAGUGAAGAUUGCCGUGGCCGGCGCACAGCAUUACCUCAGCGCUAUCCUGCGGCUCUUUGUGGAGCAGCUGUCCCACAAGACCCCUGACUGGCUCGGCUACAUGCGUUUCCUCGUCAUCCCUCUAGGCUCCCACCCUGUGGCCCGCUACCUGGGCUCCGUGGAUUACCGCUACAACAACUUCUUCCAGGAUCUGGCCUGGAGAGACCUGUUCAAUAAGCUGGAGGCCCAGGGCACAGUGCAGGAAACCCCAGACAUCGUGUCCCGAAUCACGCAGUACAUCGCAGGGGCCAACUGCGCCCACCAGCUGCCCAUUGCAGAGGCCAUGCUGACCUACAAGCAGAAGAGCCCUGACGAAGAGUCCUCCCAAAAGUUCAUCCCCUUUGUCGGGGUUGUGAAGGUUGGCAUAGUGGAGCCGUCCUCCGCCACGUCAGGUGACUCAGAUGAUGCAGCCCCAUGCAGCUCCAGCGUGCUCUCCUCCACACCGCCAUCCAUGUCUCCGGCUGCCAAGGAGGCCUCACCCACUCCACCCUCGUCCCCCUCUGUGAGCAGUGGCCUUUCUUCCCCCAGCCAGGGCGUCGGCGCCGAGCUGAUGGGGCUGCAGGUGGAUUACUGGACAGCAGCUCAGCCUGCGGAGAAAAAGAGAGAUGCGGAGAAGAAGGACCUGCCCACGGCCAAAAACACGCUCAAGUGCACUUUCCGGUCCCUCCAGGUCAGCAGGCUGCCCAGCUGUGGCGAGGCCUCGGCCACGCCCACCAUGUCCAUGACCGUGGUCACCAAGGAGAAGAACAAGAAGGUGAUGUUCCUGCCCAAGAAGACGAAGGACAAGGACGUGGAGGCCAGAAGCCAGUGCAUUGAGGGCAUCAGUCGUCUGAUCUGCACCGCCAAGCACCAGCAGAACAUGCUGCGGGUUCUCAUCGAUGGGGUGGAGUGGAAUGACGUGAAGUUCUUCCAGCUGGCGGCGCAGUGGUCCUCCCAUGUCAAACACUUCCCCAUCUGCAUCUUUGGACACUCCAAGCCUGCCUUCCAGCUCCCACCACCCUGAGGACGGAGCCAUUAGAGAGCCGUGCAGGGACAGCCAGGGCCGCCACCGCCACCCACCUAGCAUCCUGCCCUGCGAGGCCGCCACGCCGGGAGCCCCUCUGCUUUUCUGUUAACAUUUCAGUUUACUACAGAGACAGACGCUUACACAGAGAAACGGUCUUCAGUAUGAAUGUACUUACAGCCUGGAAACUAACGGGGCGGCUCCUGUGUGGGGAGCUGAAUACUACUCUGCUUAUUAACCAGAAUGUUCCGCAGGGGCGCUGGGAGGUCUGAGCGGACACUGUUGAGCUUGGAGAAUCAGGUGAGGUGGUGUUGGUCUUCAGGAGCUCCUACCCGGUGCCCCACAAGCAGGAAGGAUUCUUGCCUUCACAUCCUUCCUUCAUGAAACAGGCCUCUGCUUUCUCAGGUAGCCAGAGUGCAGAAGGGCAGCUGCCCAUCUGUGCAGGUGAGGGCCCACUCAUCUGCACAAGUGAGAGCCCCCUGUCUGCGCAGGUAAAGGGCCUACCUGUCUGCACAGGUGAGAGCCCACCUGUCUGUGCAGGUAAAGGGCCUACCUGUCUGCACAGGUGAGGGGCCUGCUCGUCCAGGCCACAGCACUUGGUGGCCAGAAGCUAAGGGUCACAGCCAGGGAGCAGCGUGUCCUGUGAGCCGGGUUGUUCCUGCUGGGCCUUAUGUUGGAGAGAGUGCUGAGGAGAGCACGGAGGGCAGUCUCAGCUCAGCCCUGGGCCCAGGGGCACUAGGCUCCCCUCCUGCCCAGACCCUGCCUGACAGAUGCCUCCCUGAGCGCUGCCCACUCGUGGUCCCCAGGGAACUACAGCCACAUGGGGUAGUAGAGAUUUUAUAGUUGCAGAUAUUUUUAAUGCUUUUAAAUACAUGUUACAAUGUAGCUGCCAAACAUACUGCUCUUCUGAAGUCCAGUGCCCACUGGGGCGAGGGCAGAGCUAGCAAAGUACCCACGCCCUCAUGCGCCCCCGCACCUCAGUACCCCCACUUCGCACUGCAGGCACUCUCAAGACCUUCCCGCACCCUUGGCCUGUUCUGGAAAAACACUGCUGUGCUUCUGUGUGCUCAUCUUGCUGCCCGAACUCGGCCAGUGCAAGGGCCUCUGGGUCUGUGGGCUGAGCCCCUGCAGCCCCGAGUGGCUCCAGCCCAGUGUCCGAGACGCCAACCUGGGAAUUGGUGAGACACAGCUGGGGCCACCCAGGGCUCGCUCCCUCAUAUCCAGCUUGCCCUUUGCUGGUUCCUCCCACGCUGUCUCCCCCGCCUCCUCAACCUCUGUUGGCCCCAGGAUGCCUGGGUUGAGAUUCAGGAUUGUGGUGAACGUGGAAACAGGUGCCAGGUGUGUGUCUCACUUGCACAAUCAUGUGGCCAGUAAAGGCUCAGGCUGGCAGUGCCAGCCUGUUUUGAUGGGGGGGUGCAGUCCCAGUGCUCCUUGCAGGGGCCCAAGAGCCUGAAGCACACCCGGGGCCAAAUUCCUAUCCUGGGGGCAGGCCCCAGCCUCCGUUUGUCCACCUCCACUGGCCACCCGUGAUGGGGCAGUGGGGACCCCUGCACCCCCAGGUCUCCAUGGGAAGAGCCCACCCAACUGGGCCUUUCUGGGUCAUGGCAGGCCCAUCCAAGGAGGCUUGGGCCUGGCUUCCUAAGAGGAAUGGCCACUGAAGGAUGUGACUGGAAACAGUGCCAAACGUAGGAUGGGUGUGGCACUCCCACCCUGCAGAGCACCAACUGCAUGCCAGCAGCCAGCGUCACUGAGGGUCCCCACCCUCUCUGGGGUGAGAAAUGCUCCUUUUCUCUCGCCUGUGACUAGCUGCUUACCUGCCCCCCACCCAGGUACUUUGGAAACCAGCUCCCAGGUGUGCCUAGCAUUGUGAAGUGGGGCCAGGGAGGAAAAAGUGGUGCCUGUCCACCUCUUCUAGACACAGAGGCAUCUCAGUACCCUAGCCUGGCCCCCAUCUGGUCCUCCUGAGACGUCGCUGGUCUUUCUCAAGCAGCAGGCCCUGGGCGGGCUCUUUCCCGCCACCCCCUUCACUGGGGCAUCUCAUGAGAAGAAAGCACACCAGGCAUCUUGCGGGGGGAACCCUGCUUGUGGCCACACAGGGGCUGUGCCUGUGGGGCCACGUGGAGGCCAGGCCUCUCUGCUCUCCCGAAGAGAGCCCCUCACUGCUGAAAUACAUGUCUUCUGACACCCCUACCCCUGUGCCAGGAGACCGAAGCGCACCCUGGGACUCUGCCCACCCAGGCCAAGGAGGCCUGGGCAAGGGCGCUGGCCACUGUGCUCGUGGCAGCAGGGGCUUCGAACACUCAGAACCAGCUCUGGCUCCUGACCCCCUUCUCUGUUCCCCAGCAUCCGCACCAGUGGGCUUCAGGACCUGUUUACUUCUUGACAGGUGUCUUCCCAAAGGUCAUACUCAGUAGGAAUGAGAUGGAGGUGAUGGUACCCCCAACUUAGCUCUCUGGCAACGGACUGUUCCACCCACUCAGCUGAGGCCACCAGGAGCUCUGGUGGGGCCCUCUUCCCCCUGCAGCCUGGCUCCCCGCUGCCCCCAGCCCACCCACCACACCCUGCACUGGGGGAGGUUUCGCAGACGGGCAUCUGCGACUCACCCGGAGACCAGGCCAUGCUCACCCCUGUGCCUCGGUUUCCCCAUCAGUUAAAAGGGGAUGGUAACACCUCCCUUGCCUACCUCAUGGAGCUGGUGUGAGGAUACGCGGAAAAGCACUUUGUCCCCUCCAAGAAAGACGACAGAGAAACCAAAACAGCCUGUGACUGAGCCGGCGGAGCAAGCCCGGGGUGCUGCGUGGGAGGUGCGCCGGGGAGGGGGGUCCCCGGGGCAGCCGGCAGCCCUCAGAGCAGGGUCCUCAGGGUGGGCAGCGGGCUGUCUGGUCAGCGCCAGGGCGGCCGGCCCGCGCGUGUGAGCGGCCAGGCCUUGGGCACCGGCCCUGGCCCCGUCCAGGUGGCUUCUGUGAGGACGGCCACUCCGCCCCCCGACCCGCCGCGCGGCGGACCCGCCUGCAGACCCCUCCCCGCCCAGCGUGCGUUGUUGGGUUCCCAGUUGUAUGUGUUGCUAGUUUUUCUUUUUGCUUUUUUAAUGGAAAACAGGAUUAAUGUAAAUAACCUUUUGGAGAACAGAUGCUAAUCUGUCGCGUUUGUGACUACGUGGACUAUUUUAAGGUGCUGAUGCGACACUAAUAAACCUGGAGGGUCACCCCCAGGGUCCUCCCUCGGCUGCUGUGUCGUUCCUCA
This is a messenger RNA of Loxodonta africana (African savanna elephant), 5928 nucleotides long. It is a transcript of the gene PACS2, whose product is annotated as phosphofurin acidic cluster sorting protein 2. The record is from RefSeq and is a predicted model, not a curated record. The transcript has 24 exons. Gene Ontology annotation, biological process: protein localization to plasma membrane. NCBI's taxonomy places the organism in Eukaryota, Metazoa, Chordata, Mammalia, Proboscidea, Elephantidae. Gene Ontology annotation, molecular function: transmembrane transporter binding. Bases 1 to 2685 code for a protein of 894 amino acids.